This is a messenger RNA of Seminavis robusta, 1999 nucleotides long. Lineage: Eukaryota; Bacillariophyta; Bacillariophyceae; Naviculales; Naviculaceae. The record is from the annotation of a GenBank genome assembly.
UACGAGGUAGCAAAAUGGCGAACAAAGAACAAACAGCGCACCUCAGUCAGUUUUCGCUGUUCACGCACAACAACAACAGCCAAAAGCCAUCUGAGUUCUACGAUACCGUGACAAGUAGUAAUAGACUAGAAGCCAAGACAACUGUCAGUCCAUAACUUGCACUUAGCUGUAGGAGAGGCAUGACCAGCAGAAUAUAGUACGCAGAGGCUAGCUACUACCGUAGGAACAGACCAAGACAGAAAGGAACACUAUUAUACCCAUCACUGAUUUCUAUCAAGCUUCCGUACCAUCAUGACAGUAUCCUACUGUUUUGGCUGCUGCUCUCCGUACGCGCUGGGCCUCUUUUUCAUUUUAUGCGUCUCGUUGAUCUGGAGUGCCGCCAGUAUCUUGGUCCAAUUUCUGUAUACCCAGCAGAGUUUUGACUCUCCCUUUUUGUUGACGUACAUUGGAGUCUCCCUAUUCACGCUGCUGUUGCCGACCAAGUGGAUACUAGAACACGGGAAACAGAUUCUGAGGACCAUAUUUGGACGACGACGACGACGAUCAUUGAAUGAAAUAAGCAGCACAACCAUUGAAAUCAUCACUGACGACAACAGAGGACAAUACGAAAAUGUACCGUCUGUUGGCGAAAGCGCCACUCUAGACGAACCCGAUGGCGAAGCAGACAAUGAUGGCAUUCCGACAAUGACAUUGAAAUGGACCAAGUAUGAUCACAUGAUGGCCGCGAUCAAAAUUGCUCCCGUUUGGUUCCUGGCCAAUUGGACGUACAAUGCCUCUCUGGCAUACACAUCCAUUACCUCUUCCACUGUGCUGGCGAGCACGGGAUCUGUCUUUACGUUCCUAUUUGCCGUCCUGUACCGAGACGAACAAUUUACAGGUAUCAAGUUUCUAGGGGUCUUGUUGGGGGUCACAGGGAGUCUCUGUACCGCCUUGCAUGACGCCAAUCACCACAAUACUGACGAUAAUACUGACAUGGCCAUGAUGGCCAUGGCCAUGAACAACAACACUUCCAUCGACGAGAUUGAGCGAGAAGAUGCCAUUCCGGUAUUUCGAAUGCUCCUGGCGGGACGUGCCUACCAGACGGAUUGGAGUCAAGAACGAGCCCUCUUUGGGGAUGCCUUGGGAUUGAUAUCGGCUUUGGGAUACGGGGCGUAUGCUGUCAUGGUGCGAGUCAUGUGUCCAAGGGACGAGAGCCUCAUGUCCAUGGAAGUACUGUUGGGGUAUAUUGGAUUGUUCAACAUGGUCGCAUUGUCGCCCAUUUUGUUUUAUCAACUCUUUAAUGGCAACCACUCGGAUUUGACCUGGGUGGUCUUGGGGUUCCUGGUGGUCAAGGGGUUGUUGGAUAAUGUCUUGAGUGAUUACCUGUGGGCGCGGUCGGUCGUACUCACCAGUGCCACCGUGGCGACGGUUGGCUUGGGAUUGACCAUCCCGCUGGCGUUUCUCAGCGAUGUUUUAUGGAUGGCACAGGAUGCUGCCGUUGUGUCGCUUACAUCCAUAGCAGGAGCACUUUGUGUUUUGGCCGGUUUCAUCCUGGUCAACAUUGCGGCUGAUGAUAACAACAACAAUAAGGAAGGAGCCAGCGAAGCGGCCGACAAUACACUGCAAGACGAUGAUGAUUUUGUACAGGACAACAGCAGCAGCAAUAGUAGUCAGCCAGUGCCGCUAACUGAAAUGAACAAGUACUCGGACGAAGAAGAACAACCAUCGCCCGAGACCUGAGCAAAGCCAAACUGCAUGGAUGGCUUUUUCACAACAAACGAAUGAACAGAAUUGGAAAAAAAAUGGACCGGUUCUAAUCUGGGUUUGGUGGCUGGGCACUUACUUUGGCAAGUUCUAAAGAAAGCGGCGUGCCAUGCCAGGGCAACGAGCGAUGCAACAACAUCAAGGAGUGAGCGCUGAAUUGGGGUUUGUCUCGAUCGUGCACCCAGAGUUGUCUGCCAAUUUCACGAAUUGUUUGAUGGCCCCGUCAAUGGCCGCAACGUUGCGGCGUGUCUCAUAC